Bolinopsis microptera is the source of this 1134-nucleotide messenger RNA. Its product is annotated as isopentenyl-diphosphate Delta-isomerase 1-like. Lineage: Eukaryota; Metazoa; Ctenophora; Tentaculata; Lobata; Bolinopsidae. Gene Ontology annotation, molecular function: isopentenyl-diphosphate delta-isomerase activity. The record is from RefSeq and is a predicted model, not a curated record. Gene Ontology annotation, cellular component: cytoplasm. Gene Ontology annotation, biological process: isopentenyl diphosphate biosynthetic process; isoprenoid biosynthetic process. The transcript has a single exon. Bases 6 to 728 code for a protein of 240 amino acids.
UCCUAAUGACACAAAUAAGGAGACUAACCCAGCUAUGUCCGAUCCAGACAGCACUACUAAAAGAAAAAGUCAUGCUUGUAGACAGAUCUGACAACAUAAUCGGAGCAGCCAGCAAAGAAGACGCGCAUCUCAUGAGUAACAUCACCAAAACAGGCAUGCUCCACCGAGCGUUCAGUCUCUUUCUCUUCAACUCUAAAAACGAGCUACUAAUGCAGAGGAGGUCGCCUCAGAAGAUUACAUUCCCGAACCUCUACACCAACACGUGUUGUUCACACCCUCUUUCCACGAUACCGGGAGAACGGGACUUUACUUCAGGGGCUAAAAAUGCUGCUAUACGUCGGGUAAAAGAUGAGAUGGGUAUCACGGAUAUUUCCUAUGAUGACAUUCAUUUCAUGACUAGGAUUAUAUAUUUCGGCGCGAGCGGUGGCACGUGCGGUAGUGACACCACGUGGGGUGAACACGAGCUUGAUCACGUGUUGAUCGUGAAAAAGGACGUGGAGUUUGUUCCGAACCCUAACGAGGUUAGUGAGACGAGGUAUAUAUCGAGGGGUGAGCUGGAGGGGUUGUUGGAAGAUGAGGAGGAGUUUCCGGUUACUCCCUGGUUUAGGAUCAUUGCGAGGUCCAUGUUGACUGGGUGGUGGGAUAAUAUUGAUAUGUUGCAGGAACUUUCUGAUGAUAAAAUCCAUGAAUUCAGCUUCCCGCCUCUUGAGGAGGAAUCAAAACACUGAUUUAUGUGAUUUUAGAGGUUUCGAUUUUCGUUUUAUCUUUAAUAUUACAAAUUAAAUGCAGACUUGGGGAAGACCUGGAGAAAAGUUUGGUAUCUGGUAUGAACCCGUUAUCAUCUGAUGUUAUUGUAGUCACAAAACAUUGCUUUGAAACAAGUUGAGAAUUAAAACUUACUGACUAACUCGCUACAGACUACAGACGAAUUAAAUAGAUUAUUGUUGCAUUAUAUGAUUCUUUAUAAAUUAUUUAUAAAUAGUUUUUAGAAGUUACAUUUAUCUAAUUUCAAAGCAUGUUUCCAUUUCUUUCAAGAAUCUAUAAUAAUUGAAGUGUGUUAGAGUAAAGUUUGACAUCAAUUAUCAUACUGUUUGAGAUAUUGAUUUUUAAAAUUUUUAUGUAUCCUUUUAUGAA